CUUAGAUUUGAUGACGUUAUGUCGCUUGAAUUACGUAAAUAAACGCUUCAAUGAUUUGAUACGGGACCCUCAUCUCUAUAUACGUUUGAACAUACGUAUACGUAAUGUACCUAACAAAUAUAUACACGAUAUAUUUUGUUAUUUUACACCUAGAUGUAAAUAUUUGCGACAGUUAGAUCUUGCAGCAAGCAACUUUGAUGUUAAGGAUUUCGUAAAGUUUAUUGAUAAUUGCGGCAGGCAUUUAACGUACUUAAGAUUAAGUAGGUGCCAAUUAAUUGACAGUCAUGCUCUACUUAAAAUUUCAGAGAUAUGCAAAAAUUUGAAAGAAUUGGCUUUAAGUCAUUGUCGCGUAGACGACGAAGAAUUUUCGUAUCUCGAGAGGCUAAAUGGUUUGGAGUAUCUAAACCUUCUUGAUACACAUAUAGAAACGCAACGUCUUUGCAAUAUACUGCAAGAAAAUCAACGGAUGCGUGAGUUACAUUUAAACGUGGAAUUUGAAAGAGACUUAAUAAACCAUGACGCAGUCCUAAUAGAGUUGGCAAAGUCGUGUCCUGACUUGGAAGUAAUAAGUACACUGGAAGUACGUUAUCUUACAUCUCGGGGUAUUAAUGCCCUCGCUGGCUUAAAGAAUUUACGUGAAGUGGAAAUUUGCCUAUACAAAUACCGAAAUACUGAUGACAGCUUAUUUAGAUUACUUUCCUCCUAUCAAAACUUGCAAGAAGUUUAUUUGAUCGGCAAUUAUAUAGUUGGUACUCUCAAUGAUCACACGUUGGAAUUACUGGCGCAGUGUAAAAACUUGAAAAAGUUAUGUUUUUAUUACGUGAGACUUUAUACACCUGAUAAAUAUUUCGUUAUUUUGGAACAAUGUCCAAAACUGCAAGAGUUUUAUCUCAUAAACUGUAAUAUUAGUGAUCGCUUAGUUAAUCAAUGGAAGAAAAGAUAUCCUCAUGUGUCCGUCUAUACUGAUGAUUGCUCCCAUUUUCCGACAUAUUAAUUUACUUCUUACUCAUGUUUAUUUUUUAUAUUUUUAUGCUUACAAAUUUACUUUGUA
Temnothorax curvispinosus is the source of this 1051-nucleotide messenger RNA. Its product is annotated as F-box/LRR-repeat protein 2-like. Bases 11 to 994 code for a protein of 327 amino acids. The transcript has 3 exons. Gene Ontology annotation, molecular function: protein binding. The record is from RefSeq and is a predicted model, not a curated record. Lineage: Eukaryota; Metazoa; Arthropoda; Insecta; Hymenoptera; Formicidae. Gene Ontology annotation, cellular component: SCF ubiquitin ligase complex. Gene Ontology annotation, biological process: SCF-dependent proteasomal ubiquitin-dependent protein catabolic process.